Dreissena polymorpha is the source of this 2094-nucleotide messenger RNA. RefSeq lists its product as uncharacterized. The coding region runs from base 1 to 2094 and encodes 697 amino acids. NCBI's taxonomy places the organism in Eukaryota, Metazoa, Mollusca, Bivalvia, Myida, Dreissenidae. The record is from RefSeq and is a predicted model, not a curated record. The transcript is spliced from 2 exons.
AUGACGCGAAUGGCAUUUGGGCUUAAUAAUUCGGCCAGUACUUUUCAAAGAGUCAUCGAGCUGGUUCUUCAGUGUCUUCAGUGGGAAACAUGCCUUGUAUACAUUGACGACAUUGUGGUCUAUGCAUCCGACCUGGAGCAACAUAUGCAACGACUUGAAGAGGUACUGACACGCAUCAAAGAAGCCGGACUGAAAUUGAAGCCGGAUAAAUGCAACCUUCUACAAGAGGAAGUGGUCUUCCUGGGUCACAUUGUUAGCAGCAAGGGGGUGCGCCCCGAAAGCUCCAACAUAGCCAAAAUAGUAGAGUGGCCUAGGCCUACUACACCAAAACAGGUAAAGCAGUUUGUGGCAACUGGGUCAUAUUACAGGCGCUUUGUAAAAAACUUUGCCAAGAUUGCAAGGCCCCUUACGAACUUGACCAAGGUCGACCGUGCCUUUCAUUGGACAACAGAAUGCGAGGAAGCAUUCAAUGCGUUGAAGCAAGCCUUAAUUGGUCCAGAUUUGAUCGGCUACCCAUUGAAUGAAGCAGGCAGCUUUUACCUCGACACGGACGCCUCCGAGAUCGGACUUGGGGCGGUGCUCUCUCAAAUGCAGGAAGGUCGGGAGCGCGUGAUAGCCUUCGCCAGCAGGGCAACCAAUAAAGCUGAACGGAACUACUGUAUUACAGAACAAGAACUCCUAGCAGUCGUCUACUUCAUACAGUACUUCCGUCAGUACCUAUUGGGAAGGCACUUUGUAGUAAGAACCGACCAUCAGGCACUUGUAUGGUUGUUCAGUUUGAAAGAGCCGAGCAGUAAGAUCGCGAGAUGGAUCGAUAUAUUGUCGAGGUAUGACUUCACAAUAGAGUACAGGGCAGGUAAAAGGAUGGGGCAUUGUGACGCAUUGUCCAGAUGUACGAAUCCCAAAGACUGCAAUUGUCCAGAUGUAGACAUGAUGGAACCACUCAAAUGUGGACCUUGCAAGAAAUGCCUUAGGCGAUCCGAAACAAUGGCUCUGGACAGAAAAGUAAGCGACCAAACCGAGGACCAAAAGUGCGCAGUUCAUGACAAGGUCAAGGAUGAGGAAGAUUGCACAAAAAUUGAGCCGGUAAGAGCCGUUUCAAAUGGUAAUCGAAACACACCCGGCACAUCGAGAGAUCAAAUGGUACCCGAAAGCAGACAACCAUGGGCAGCUAUCUUCAGCACAGCAGAAAUGAGUCAGAAACAGCAGGAAGAUGCACAGAUCAGACCAAUCCUUGAAGCGAAGUUGGCCGGAGUCAAACCUAAGCAAGAUGAUAUGCUCGACAAAUGUCCAGAAACCCGGCAAUAUUGGAUCAUAUGUGACACCUUGGAAAUACACUCUGGUACGUUGUAUCGAAGGUUUCAGAAAACAUGUAACGGUGAUGAUCGUUUACAGCUAGUGGUCCCACGAGCUUUACGUAAAGAUGUGGUGAAACAGGCACAUGACCCAGUAACUGCUGGACACAUGGGCAUCAAGAGAACCAAACACCGAAUCCUGGAAAGUUACUUCUGGUUCGCGCUGAAAAGUGACGUCACGCUAUAUGUCCACCAUUGCGAUAUCUGCGAAGCCGAUAAGAAGCCGUCAAGAAAGCCAAAAGCUCCACUGGGACACAUAAGAGUUGGAGCUCCAUUGGAUGUGCUUGCACUUGACUUCACAGGUCCCUUUCCCAUAACAGAAAGAAAAUACAGCCAUUGCGGCAAAGUGGACAGAAAGGGGAGACUGGUGGCACACAUACUGAGAGACCACGAACCAGAAAAGCAAGUUCCCUUUUUCUGCACCCUAUGCAAGUUCCGGUGUGAAACCAGGGAUGAUUUACUAAAACACCUUACCAAAUACGCGGGCCAUGUGAGGGCAGUUGGCAGCAAUCAGAACAUUGACCUUAAACAGAUACUGAUCAAGUCCAACGUUCCUUGGUUUGUGUCAGCCAACGAUAUGACCCCGAUAAGGGAAGAAGACGAUGACAUGUUUAUGGAUCCAGAGGAACCAGCACUUCCACCAUGGCUCCUGGAUGUGAGGCCGUUGAAGAGGAAGGCGGACUUCUCACCAUCAACCAUGUCGCUUCCAUUAAGUCCGCAGUAUACAGAUCAGAGGUAG